Messenger RNA from Thyridium curvatum, 390 nucleotides. RefSeq lists its product as uncharacterized. The transcript has a single exon. Lineage: Eukaryota; Fungi; Ascomycota; Sordariomycetes; Thyridiales; Thyridiaceae. The coding region runs from base 1 to 390 and encodes 129 amino acids. The record is from RefSeq and is a predicted model, not a curated record.
AUGCCAUGCCUCGAAAAGAUAGGGAUAGUCGACUUGAAGCCGGCUAUUCUUGCUUCUCAAAGCUGGGGCCAGAUGGCGUUCGAAAAACUAGCCGCUGCUUCUACGGCCGACAUCGACGCCGUGAUUCGCUUCGCAGAAGACAUUCCCCCUCCAACCGAGCCGGUCCUUGACUACAUCACUGAGGUGGAUACUCGACGUGCCCUCUUCGACGACUUUCGAGCGCUUUUGCCCACCUGGGAUCAAGGUGUAUGCGGUGGUAUUCGCCAUCUUUAUGGUCGCCCCUGUCUCGGAACUUCGGAGUUAUCUACCCACCCUCACAAUCCUGUUCUCUUCGCAGGUGUCAUUGCUUGUGUAGAGGAAGGAAUUCGAUCCGAUCCUGUAGGUUAUUAG